Messenger RNA from Spizellomyces punctatus DAOM BR117, 1636 nucleotides. RefSeq lists its product as uncharacterized. The transcript has 4 exons. NCBI's taxonomy places the organism in Eukaryota, Fungi, Chytridiomycota, Chytridiomycetes, Spizellomycetales, Spizellomycetaceae. Gene Ontology annotation, molecular function: calcium-activated cation channel activity. The record is from RefSeq and is a predicted model, not a curated record. Gene Ontology annotation, cellular component: plasma membrane. Bases 277 to 1515 code for a protein of 412 amino acids.
GGACGAAUCCCGCAAAAAGUGGAGCACUGCUACCGUCACAGACAGAUAGCAGCUCAAGUGGUAGGGACGAAUCCCGCAAAAAGUGGAGUACUGCUACCGGACUCUCGUGAUCCCCAGUCAUCUAUGGGAGCGUCACGUCAUCGGCCAUUAAUGUUACGACCAUCAAAAGGGAAUCUGAUGACGAUCACCUCCCACUGAUAAAGAGACUAACGGGAACUUUCAAACCGGGUGUUCCAAAUUCUCCCAAUAACCAUUCUGACAAUGGAAUGAAACCCUAUGGGAAGCCCGGCGACACAAAGAGCCAAGCGCCCCGCCAUUGUAUGCCGCAUAUCCAACGGUGGGGCUUUUCUCGUUUUCAACGUCCUAUUGAUCGUCACGAUUUCUGGGUCCGUUUUCCAGACGAUACAAACCAUCAUAGACAAUCCGACAGCAGUCUUUGAGAUCCUGGCCCGCAGUAUCCCCGGCGUUUCAACCUUCUUCGUCAACUACGUAAUUCUCUUGGCCCUUUCUGGUCCAGCUGGUGAAUUGCUCCAGAUUGCGAACCUGAUUUUAAAGCCAUUGAAGCUGAGGUUUCUCGCGAGUACUCCUCGGGCCAUUUGGAGGCAAUCCCAACCACUGGUGUACUUAUCGGGCGUCCCCAUGGCGAGCCAUUCCUUCAUUGCGACUGUUGGAGUGACGUACAUGACAAUCGCGCCGCUCGUUUCCAUAAUGUGUUUGAUGUACUUUGGGUUUUGGUAUCUCGCUUACAUGAACCAGAUGCGUAUAAGCAGGUCGAUUCCGCCUCUCCCCCCCACACACAAAGCUUUCUCGUACUCCAGAACUCACUUUAACGUUUGCUUCUCUUGCUCUCUUGCAACCAUGUUUGAUGCGAACACUGCUGUUGAGGACGUGCACUCUGCCCAGUUUGAUGAAUUAUUGCAAUACCUCAAACAACACGGUUUAGAAAAGCUAACAGGAAUCAAAAAAAACAAUCAUGCAAAUAAGAAGCGGUUAGGAGAAAUGGUGCUCUUUUUUUUGGCUGGCCAAAAGCAUAUGCAAGAGCGUGGGGAUGUUGCAGACAAAGACACCUCCUACAACCCCAACCCCAUUUCCACCUCCACCGUUGAUGGAGCCGAAGCCGGCGGCACAAUGUAUCAAGAAGGACAGAAACGCAGACAAAGUGACGGAGGUACUAAUGACGGAGCCCACGACAUUCAAGAACCAAAGAGUACAGAGGACCAAGCAGUACAAACCGAGACCGUUCCAGAUGACAAAUAUAAGACAAUAGUUGAUGCAGUUGUGCCGCAAUGGCAUAAACUAGUGCUCGCCGGCUCCAACAGAAGAAUUUUUUUAUGUUUCGACAACCGCGUUCCAACGUCCCUUCGAAGGCCGCCAAGAUAUGCGUUCACCUUCAAACAACCUUUCGCAUGCCGGCUAAAAUAUUUGCUGGGGAAUCAUUUUUCGCUUAUGGAACUACCAGUCAGAUCAAACUUUUACGCGAGAGGUUCUACGUGGAGGGGGUUUAUGUCUAGUUAGCUUUGUUUUUGUCUUGUUUUGUUUUUGUCUAGUUAGCUUUGUUUUUGUCUUGUUUUGUUUUGAAAAGACAAUCUUUCCUUCUUUUUACUCGCCACAAUAUUCAACCAUUCCUGGGUUUGCA